AUGUUUUUGGACCUGAAGAGGAUUGUGCUGAAAUGGCUUCUGCUGGAGCUGUUGCUGCUGCUUUCUGGCAUUUGGGAUGCUGGAGCUGACGAUUCGUUAAGACAGCAGGCUCUCAACCUCAUGGUGGAAGUCCCCUUAAUUGAUGGGCACAAUGAUCUGCCACUGAAGCUGAGAUGGUUUUACAAAAACCAGCUGAGUAAAAUUGAUUUAAGGACCCUCAGCACCACAUCCACAAACAUUGAGAAGCUCCAGGCUGGUCAUGUGGGUGCCCAGUUUUGGUCAGUGUAUGUUCUGUGCAGCGCUCAGAAGAAAGAUGUCGUGCGCCUCACUCUGGAGCAGAUUGAUGUUGUCAAACGGAUGUGUGAAAGCUAUGAUGAACUGGAACUGGUGACAUCUUCUGAAGCUUUAACUGACAGCAAAAAGAUAGCAUGCUUGAUUGGCAUCGAAGGGGGGCACUCCAUUGACAGCAGCCUCGCGACCUUGAGGAUGUUUUACAAGCUGGGCGUUCGGUACAUGACGCUGACCCAUAACUGCAACACUCCCUGGGCUGAGACAUCAUCAAAGCAAUCACAAGACUAUCCUAACACUAAUGGCUUGACUGAUUUUGGCAAAGAAGUGGUGAAGGAGAUGAAUCGUCUUGGGAUGCUAAUAGAUUUAUCUCACACAUCUGACGCAACGGCAGAAGCUGCCCUCCGCGCCUCUCGCGCACCAGUCAUUUUCAGCCAUUCUUCAGCCUUCUCCAUUUGCAACAACCCAAGGAACGUCCCUGAUCAUAUUUUGCAGCUCCUGAAAGCAAACAACGGAAUUGUGAUGGUGACCUUCCAUGCCAAGAUAGUGGGCUGUGACAAUGAUGCAGUUGGCAUUUCGACCGUAGCAGAUCAUUUUGACCACAUCAAGACAACGAUAGGCUCAGAAUAUAUCGGAAUUGGUGGUGACUACGAUGGAGUGACCAAGUACCCUGAAGGGCUGGAAGAUGUUUCCAAAUAUCCAGCCUUGAUCGAGGAGCUGUUAAAGAGAGGUUGGGGUGAGGAGGAACUGGCGGGCGUUUUGAGACAGAACUUCCUUCGUGUUUUCCGGGAGGUGGAAAAAGUGCGUGAUGAGAGUGCUUCCAUGACAGCCGGAGAAGAGGAAAUUUCCCCAGAUGACGUACAACACGACUGCCGUUUAGAGUUGAAGCCUCCUCCUGGUUAA
Messenger RNA from Zootoca vivipara (common lizard), 1191 nucleotides. Lineage: Eukaryota; Metazoa; Chordata; Lepidosauria; Squamata; Lacertidae. The record is from RefSeq and is a predicted model, not a curated record.